UAGCUACUUUAGUGGUUUAGGACAUGAAUGUGCCACAGAAAAUGAGUUGAAUCACAACACAAGCUCCCUACCUACUCCUACCUUGUCCAAAAUUUAUAGAGUCGAUAAAGACUGUAAGCUUGAAAAACAACAUAUCCAUCAGACUGCUCAACUAUCUACACCAUAUAAAUAUAUAUACACUCACAUUUCUCUCUUACACUCAGGUUCACAGUCACAAGACUCCUCCAUAUCCAAGAAAUCCAACCAUGGCUACUGAAAGUGUAAUGGUGGAUGAAAUCCCUUUUCCUCCCCAGAUCACAACCACCAAGCCAUUGUCUCUGCUUGGUCAUGGAAUCACAGACAUUGAAAUACACUUCCUCCAAAUCAAGUUUACUGCGAUUGGAGUCUACUUGGAACCUGAAAUUGUAGGACAUUUACAGAAGUGGAAGGGAAAACCUGGAAACGAACUUGCAGAGAACGAUGAAUUUUUCGAAGCUGUUAUCUCUGCUCCUGUGGAUAAGUUUCUGCGAGUUGUGAUCAUUAAGGAAAUCAAGGGCUCCCAAUAUGUUGUGCAGCUAGAGAGUGAGGUGAGAGAUCGAUUGGCAGAAAUCGACAAAUAUGAAGAAGAGGAAGAGGAAGCCUUGGAGAAGAUUGUUGAGUUCUUCCAGUCCAAAUAUUUCAAGAAAAAUUCCGUCAUCACAUUCUACUUUCCAGCUACUUCAGGCACUGCCGAGAUUGUUUUUGCAACUGAAGGGAAAGGGGAAUCAAAGAUCAAUGUCGGAAAUGCGAAUGUUGUGGAGAUGAUCAAGAAAUGGUACUUGGGUGGAACCAGGGGACUUUCUCCUACAACCAUAUCUUCCUUAGCCAACAACCUUUCAGCUGAAUUGUCUAAAUGAAGGCCCUAAUGCAAUAAUCUCAAUUUGAAUUGUUCUUUUUAUUAAGUUGUUCUCUAUAUACCAAAUCUCUAUGCUUGAGCUAGCUCUUUGGUUUUGACAACUGGUGACUUUCAGGCAUAUUUGGGAAGGCCAAAUAAGAUAUUAUGAGUCUGUUUUGUAUGCAAUAUAAAAUUUGUUUGUCUCAUA
Molecule: messenger RNA, 1061 nt
Organism: Tripterygium wilfordii
Lineage: Eukaryota; Viridiplantae; Streptophyta; Magnoliopsida; Celastrales; Celastraceae
Product: probable chalcone--flavonone isomerase 3
Exons: 5
Coding region: 246-875 (209 amino acids)
Molecular function (GO): intramolecular lyase activity
Source: RefSeq, a predicted model, not a curated record